Messenger RNA from Symbiodinium pilosum, 192 nucleotides. NCBI's taxonomy places the organism in Eukaryota, Dinophyceae, Suessiales, Symbiodiniaceae. The record is from the annotation of a GenBank genome assembly.
GCCGAGACUCAGGGCAUUAUUGGACGGAACCUUUUGGAGCGACUGCGGCCGGAGGCGGUGCUCAUCAACGUUGCCCGGGGCGGAGUUUGCGACCAGCCUGUGCUUGCAGAACUCCUCUCGCAGAAGCGCUUCCGAGCAGGCUUGGAUGUUUUCGCAACGGAGCCCAUUCCCAAGGAUGAUCCAAUCCUGAAG